UUGAGGAGGCCUUGGAAGAGAUGUCCAGCGAAACGUGCGAUUUAUUUGACGAAAAUGUGCAAGAUCCCCAGGAUAACUCUCAGGCUAUGACAGCAGGGCCUGGGGUCCAAGCACCUCUCUCGUUCCAGAGAUACCUCCUCAAUAUCAACCUGAAGAAGGGAAGAAACUUGGUCAUCCGAGACAAGCGCUCAGGUACCAGUGAUCCUUAUGUGAAGUUCAAACUUGAAGGAAAACAGCUCUAUAAAAGCAAGGUGGUUUAUAAAAACCUGAAUCCACGGUGGAAUGAGUCCUUCUCCUAUCCUCUUCGAGACAAAGAGCAUGUCGUGGACGUCCGGGUCUAUGAUAAAAAUCGGACCGCUGAUGAGUUCAUGGGUGCCAGCACUAUUGCCCUGAAAGAUCUUGAUUUGUACAAAACCUAUGAAAUGGAGUUGACACUUGAUGAUCCAAAAAGUAAAGAAGAUGACAUGGGAGCUAUUGUUGUUGAAGUCUGCUUAAUGUUUAGAGAUGCCACCGUCAAAAGAAGCCCUAGAUGGCCACAGAAGAAGAAUAAGCGGAACCAGGCCGCACCAUCCCAGGGAGCAACUGAAACACACAAGAAUCAGCCGAAAAACCAGAUAUGGACUGGGGUCCUUAGUAUCACCUUGGUAGAGGGACAGGACCUGCCACAGCAUGGCCAUGGGGACAUUUAUGUCCGCUUUCGCCUUGGUGAUCAGAAGUACAAGAGCAAGAACCUUUGCAUUCAGGCCAAUCCCCAGUGGAGAGAGCAGUUUGACUUCAAUCACUUUGAAGAUAACCAGGAAGAUCUGCAAGUGGAGGUGUACUCAAAGAGAGGGAGGAAGGCUGAGGAAUCAUGGGGCAUGAUUGAGAUUGACCUAUCGAGACUUUCACUUAAUGAGAGGCAGCUCUACACUAAUGUGCUGGACCCAGGAAAGGGCAGGCUGGUGAUUCUGGCCACCCUGAGACCCUGCUGGGGAGUCUCCAUCUCUGACAUUGAAUCAGCUACCUUGGAGAAUCCUGAUGAGAGAGACACAGUGUUGCAGAAAUUUAGCUUAAAGAACUCGCACAAGUGUGUUGGGGAGAUUGGCUUCCUUCAGGUCAAGGUUAUAAAGGCAAAUGAUCUUCCAACAACAGACCUCAAUGGAAAAAGCAACCCCUUAUGUAUGGCUGAGCUCGGUAACAGCAAACUUCAAACUCACACAAUCUACAAGACCGUUAAUCCAGAGUGGAACACUGCCUUUACAUUCCCAAUUAAGGACAUUCAUGAUGUGAUAGAGUUGACCGUCCUUGAUGAAAAUGGAGACAAAGCCCCAAACUUUUUAGGGAAAGUGGCCAUUCCAUUACUGACUGUUCAGAAUGAGCAGCAGAUAUGUCUGUUCUUGAAGAAAGAAGACUUGGAAAGUGUAUCAAAAGGAACCAUCACUCUGGUACUGGAGGUUAUCUAUAACAAAGUCAGAGCUGCUAUCAGAACCUUCCAGCCGAAGGAGACAAAAUUAACAGAGGAAAACCUGAAGUUCUCCAAAAAGGUUCUUGCCCGGAAUAUAUAUCGGGUUCGAAAAAUCAGCACAGCAGUUCUGUACACGUUACAGUACAUUAAAAGCUGUUUUCAAUGGGAGAGCACACAACGGAGUCUAAUAGCCUUUCUGAUCUUCCUUGUGACAGUGUGGCACUGGGAGCUCUUCAUGCUGCCCCUCUUCCUGCUUCUGCUCAUUGGCUGGAACUACUUCCAGCUCUCUGCAGGGAAGGCCAGCUCCAACCAGGACCUAGUGAACAUGAGCACGGGUGACGACGAAGAGGAAGACGAGAAGGAAUCGGGAAAAAAGGGUUUGAUGGAUAAGAUACAUAUGGUGCAGGAAGUUGUACUGGCUGUCCAGAAUGUUUUGGAGGAAAUCGCGAUGAUUGGAGAGCGACUCAAGAACAUAUUCAACUGGUCGGUCCCAUUCGUGUCGUACCUGACCUGCUUGGCGCUGUUUGUUGUAACAGUGCUAUUAUAUUUCAUCCCAAUGCGAUAUAUGGUGCUGAUAUGGGGCGUUAACAAAUUUACCAAGAAGCUGCGCAACCCAUAUACUAUUGACAAUAAUGAAAUACUGGAUUUCCUCAAGAGGGUGCCUUCUGAUGUUCAAAAGGUGCAGCACAGCGCGCUGAGAGCGCCCACCAGUCAGAUCCAACCGCGGAGGAAAAGGUAAGCUUCGCGGACAUGCUGGAUGAAAGGCUGGUCUCCUUUUGAAUAUGGCACGACGCAGUCCACCUGACAACAAUGCUCCAGUGCCAGCAGAGCCCAUGACCCUUUGCACCCCACCAUACCACCCUAACUCUACCCCCUGCUGCUGAGGGGCAGCCAGCCACUCUCUGGCGUGUAUGUUUGCCACCCCCCUGACAGAGGCUGUGAACUGCAGCAGCUAGGAGGGCAGCACAUGGCGCUGUCAAUCACAAGCCUGGAGGUAAAGAAAAGAGAGCGCUGCAAGGCUCAGCCUUCAUCUUUGGAUAUAAUUUAGAAAGGAAUGAAAAGCGUUGGGUUCAGCUUACCUUAGACCUCUGCUGUUAUGCUUUGUUUUUGACUUUGGUGAAACUGAGAAAUUUGCCUUAAGGUUAAGUUAAUACAAGCUUAACAGUUUAUGGAAAAUAAAUAAUGGUAAUGUUUUUUCUUUAGCCAUGUGUUAAUAUAAUGAAAGGUCAAAAGUCAUAUAUAUCUCAAUCAAUGUUUAAAUAAUAAUUGAAAUAAUAUGUAAUGCACAUUUACAAUAGGACAUAGGAGUAGUGAAUGGUACUUUUUGUGGUAAGGAUUUACUGUAGAUAAUAUAAUGCCAGCUAAUGUCAGCUUUCUUAAUAUUAUUUGGCAACAAAUAUAUAUUUAUAUACUACAUGUGUACUAUUUCCAGCAGACAUUACUUUUUUUAAGUUUCUAUAUGAAUGUAUGUUAGACUGAUUAAUUUUGAGAGUUUUAUUUUUACUCAGUAUUGUAUCAUCAA
Micropterus dolomieu (smallmouth bass) is the source of this 2966-nucleotide messenger RNA. It is a transcript of the gene mctp2a, whose product is annotated as multiple C2 domains, transmembrane 2a. The transcript is spliced from 22 exons. Gene Ontology annotation, cellular component: synaptic vesicle membrane. Gene Ontology annotation, biological process: regulation of neurotransmitter secretion. The record is from RefSeq and is a predicted model, not a curated record. Bases 21 to 2183 code for a protein of 720 amino acids. Gene Ontology annotation, molecular function: calcium ion binding. NCBI's taxonomy places the organism in Eukaryota, Metazoa, Chordata, Actinopteri, Centrarchiformes, Centrarchidae.